CGCAAUUCGCUAUGCCUCAAGGUCAAGAGUGCCGGUUGUUGGAGUAGACGCAAAGGUGCACUGCGGUCGACACUAUGAAGAAUCACGCUUUCCGUAAAUUGAGUAGGACUUCCUCGCAUCGGCGAGCCUUGCUACGGAAUCUCGUCACAUCGCUCUUCGAACAUGGUCGAAUCGUCACUACUGUGGCCAAAGCAAAGGAGGCCGCUAGAGAAGCCGAAAAAGUGAUCACACUAGGCAAGAAUAACACCGCACCGUCUUUGUCGCAGGCGGGCGCUUUCCUAUUCUCUCAAAAGGAAAGUAUGCGACAGCUGAAAGACCUCGCUCAACGCUACGCCGAGCGACCCGGAGGAUACACCCGUAUACAUCUGAAUGGUAAUCGCAAAGGAGAUCAUGCUCCUCGCGCGAUUCUGGAGCUGGUGGACAAUCCACGCGACCUGCGCUUAGAGAUGACUGCAAGGGCGAUUGCUCGUGAGACCCUUCGCAAGGGCUUUGGCAAGAAUGCAGCUCUCGUAGACUAUGUUUCUGGAAAGCGCUUCAGUGCAGCUGACUUUUCCGAAGGACACGAGAAGAGGUUCGCACUAUUGACCGCUAAGAACAUCAAGAAAGUCACCCAGUUUGGCGGCGAAGAAGCGCGGGAGCGUCUGGCCUUGAAAGCGAAUGCUGCAUUGCUCUGGCUCAGAGCAGAGGAGGCAGCAGAAGGCGAGCGCCGGGUGGACACUGCAAGAAUGCAAGGGUGGCACGAGAAUGCGCCAAGAGGUUCCACCACUCCAAGAGCGAUCGUGACGAGGCCAUACAAAGGCAGAAAGUGGCUUGCAGGCGAAGAAGAGAGGGGAAGCACAGGCGUCGUGUCUACACCUCGGCUGGUGAGGAAGGGUCUCCCGAGGAAACACAGCGUCAUCCGGAUCGGCAAAGGGGAGUUUGCCAAGAGGACAAGGGCACGGUCAGUGUUGCCUCCUAUGCAUCUCCUACCACAGCGAACACCAACCCGAUCAGCUAGUUCCGCGUGAUUUGCCGCGUUCACUCCAGCCCUCUCAAUGCCUGUAUAAUAUUACCUCGAUUCCUCGUCCAUUCGGGCAGGCGACUUGCAUUGCCGUUUCCUU
This is a messenger RNA of Tilletiaria anomala UBC 951, 1100 nucleotides long. Its product is annotated as ribosomal protein L17. Gene Ontology annotation, biological process: translation. Gene Ontology annotation, cellular component: ribosome; mitochondrial large ribosomal subunit. The record is from RefSeq and is a predicted model, not a curated record. The coding region runs from base 75 to 1007 and encodes 310 amino acids. Gene Ontology annotation, molecular function: structural constituent of ribosome. NCBI's taxonomy places the organism in Eukaryota, Fungi, Basidiomycota, Exobasidiomycetes, Georgefischeriales, Tilletiariaceae. The transcript has 4 exons.